GCAUUUUUUUACUGUCAGAUGUAUUAUUCACUGGAUGCUAACUCUGUGUGUUAAACAAUAUACCUAUAAGUCUGGACAUGUUCAGACAAUAAUGUGACGAACAGAUAAGCGACUUUAUUCAAUCUAUCAACUUUAAGAUUACACAAAAAUGGGUCUCGCGAUCAUGUGAGCAUACACCUUGUUAUGAUAAAUUGAGAGGACAUAAAUAUCUAACGGUUACAAUGAUUUUGAGAGUUUUGCUAGCCAUAUCGCUGUGUGCUGUAGGCCAAGGACUAGACAAUGGUUUGGCUUUGACGCCACCUAUGGGCUGGUUGUCAUGGGAACGUUAUAGAUGUAAUAUCGACUGUGACAAUGACCCCGACAAUUGUAUCAGCGAGAAUUUGUACAUGGCAAUGGCUGACGCAAUGGUAUCGGAAGGUUACAAGGAUAAAGGUUACGAGUACGUGAACGUAGAUGAUUGCUGGAUGGAGAAAGAACGGGACGCCAAUGGUACACUUGUAGCAGAUAGAAAACGAUUUCCACAUGGCAUGAAAUGGCUUGCUGAUUACAUGCAUGCUAAAGGUUUGAAGCUCGGUAUAUAUGAAGAUUUUGGAACCUUUACAUGCGGGGGUUACCCUGGAAGCAAAUUCUAUCUUGAAAAGGACGCCGACACGUUUGCGUCUUGGGGAAUAGAUAUGGUCAAACUGGACGGAUGCUACUCUGAUAUUGAAGAUAUGGAAUAUGGUUAUCCCGCGAUGUCAUUCUUCUUGAAUCAAACUGGGCGUCCAAUGUUGUACUCCUGUAGUUGGCCAGCAUAUGUUGUCUUCUAUCAAAAAAUACCUGACUAUAAGAAGAUUGCUAGUUAUUGUAACAUCUGGAGAAACUAUGCAGAUAUACAAGAUUCCUGGGACAGUGUUAGAGGGAUUAUAGAAUUCUAUGGUAACGAUACUGGAAACUUCAGUCUUGUUGCCGGACCUGGAAACUAUAAUGAUCCGGACAUGAUCAUUGUUGGUGACUAUGGACUGAGUUACGAUCAACAACGGGUACAGAUGGCAAUGUGGGCGAUCAUGGCCGCGCCUUUAUUGAUGUCAAUAGAUCUGAGGAACGUGAAACCGGAAACCAAAGCUUUGUUACAGAAUGAUUACAUAAUCAUGAUUAAUCAAGACAAAUAUGGAAGCAUGGGACGAAGAAUUAUGAAGAGUGGACCAUAUGAGGUCUGGACGAAAAAAAUGGGAUUAGAUGAUAAAGGAAUGGCAUUUGCUUUCCUGAACUUAGAUGACGCAGGAGGCCCAAUCCCUAUAAGCAUGCCGCUAUACCAACUUGGUUUGAAUAUUGCCGAGGGGUAUAACAUCACUGAAGGUUUCACCGGAAAGUUCAUUGGUACUCUAAAACCGCACGACAUUCUCAACGCCACUGUAGACCCUUCUGGGGUGUGGCUGGGAGUAGCAUAUUUUGAUUGCUAAAAUAAUUGCAUAAAUUGUUUUUCAUGAAGAUUUAUUUUGAAAGUUUCGAAAUUGUUAAAAAAUUAAAUGUUAAGAUUUUUGGCAAGUGGUUAAUAUAAGUAUGAUUUAAAUUAUCCAUGAUUUUUCAGAACAUGAAAAUUGUCUUUACUUGUUAGAUAACAGAAGGUUGGUCAUACAUCAAUGAUCAAUUCGACCAUAGGUUAUAAAGAACAUUCAGAGAAAAAGUGUUGCUAAAAUGAAAAUAUUUUACAGUGUUUUCAUGGGGAAAGUGAUUUUCAUAUAUUUUCUAAUUUGCAUAUCGUCUGAAGAUAUUAAAAUUAUAUUAAUAUAUCACAUAACUUAUAAUUGUAUAUUGUAUAUUCAUGUCCUUCCUGUUUGUAAAUAGAUUUGAACUUGUUGCAAAUUAGAGAGAAUAUGUUUUGAUUUUUUUCUAUGAUUAUGUCCCUUUCUAUAUAAUUUUUUACAUUAGUUUAAACAUAUCCAUUUCCCGAAUAUAUAUAUACAUUUACAUAUAAUUAUACAUAUACAAUACAAAUCAAACAUUUUUAUAUUCAAGAAAAUGAAAAAUGAAAUUAGACUGUACGAAUGUGAGGUCUGGUUAUAAAAAAAAACUGAUCAUCUCCGGUUUUAGCUGGUUAAGGAUUUUACAAUGACUUUACAAUCCAUACUUUAUAUCUUGACUGUCGACCAGGUAAUGUGCAAUAAAAAUUGUAAAAAAAAACAA
Ruditapes philippinarum (Manila clam) is the source of this 2166-nucleotide messenger RNA. RefSeq names its product alpha-N-acetylgalactosaminidase-like. The transcript is spliced from 9 exons. Gene Ontology annotation, molecular function: alpha-galactosidase activity. NCBI's taxonomy places the organism in Eukaryota, Metazoa, Mollusca, Bivalvia, Venerida, Veneridae. Gene Ontology annotation, biological process: glycoside catabolic process; glycosylceramide catabolic process; oligosaccharide metabolic process. Gene Ontology annotation, cellular component: cytoplasm. The record is from RefSeq and is a predicted model, not a curated record. Bases 222 to 1442 code for a protein of 406 amino acids.